Messenger RNA from Pyrenophora tritici-repentis Pt-1C-BFP, 195 nucleotides. RefSeq lists its product as uncharacterized. The record is from RefSeq and is a predicted model, not a curated record. NCBI's taxonomy places the organism in Eukaryota, Fungi, Ascomycota, Dothideomycetes, Pleosporales, Pleosporaceae.
AUGUUUUACAAGCAACUCGUCAUCUUCCUUGUUACUAUGACCUCCUUUUCCAUGGCUCUUCCCACUGCCGCCAACUCCCCUGACAUUGCGGUUGAGGCAGCAGCCUCCUACAAAGCCCGCGAUUCUAAGCCCCAGGGCGCCGAGGACGAGAAGUGGGCUGACGUCAGCGACGACAAGUCGACUAUCGCGUACUAA